UAUUGAAAGGAAGUUGAUUGAAAAAAUUUAAGUUACAUAAAUUUAUGUGAAGUUAUAGCCUUUUUGGACAUUUUGGAUCAGAAUAUUGUGAGUCAAAGAAUUUUUCGACGACUGAACUGUCACAUUUUGUGGUCACUGAGACAAUUGGAAAUAUGUAAACUAAUAUAUAAAAUAAAUUGAAAUCAUAAAUUGGUUUUAUCUAUUUAAAUUAUAAUGAAAAAGAAACAGUAAAAUAAAUUAAAUCAUUUUCAAAUUGUGCUAAACUGUAUAGUUCGGUGUGGUUGCUUUGCGUCCUAUUUGGAACACUCCUAAGCCUAAUUUUUUUUGUUGAGUUGAGUGAACGUGCGAAACAAGGAGUAAAAUAUUUCCAAGGCGCUUUCAAGCCGGUCAAUGUCUUUUUGUAUAAGAAAUAAACGUAAUUUUAAUUACUUGCGCAACUUGACUAAAAAUUGCGGUGGUCACAAAGGAGCCACCACUGGCAUUAAUAAUAAGCCAGUAGGCGGUACUGGCAGCGGUGUCGGUGUCGUUGGUGUUGGUGGCUUAGGUGGUGGUGCCAAUAACGCUACAGGUGUUGGGGGCGUUGGAACUGGAAGUAAUGGAGCUGAUGAUGGUAACGGUGGACCCGGUGGACCAAACAAUCAACAGACUACACCACAAUAUACAAUUCCAGGAAUUUUGCAUUUCAUUCAACAUGAGUGGUCAAGAUUUGAAUUGGAAAGAUCACAGUGGGAUGUAGAUAGAGCGGAAUUACAGGCACGUAUCGCAAUGUUAUUAGGCGAACGAAAAUGCCUGGAAAGCCUUAAAUCGGAUUUAACACGACGCAUUAAAAUGCUUGAAUACGCUCUGCGACAAGAGCGCGCAAAAUUUUAUCGUUUAAAAUAUGGUACGGAUCCACCACAUUUAACAGAAACAAAACCGCCAAUCGAUGACACUGCGCUGGGUAGCGAAGUGGCGCCCGAUUCAGAAGUACCAUAUAGUUCAGUAUCGACUACAACAUGGCGACAAGGCAGACAAAUGUUGCGACAAUAUCUAGCCGAGAUUGGUUAUUCAGAUAAUAUAAUUGAUGUGCGUUCCAAUCGGGUGCGCUCUAUAUUAGGACUAAAUAAUAAUUCCGAACAAGAAGAAAAUGUAAAUCCGAAUGUUAAUGGUAAUGAAAGCAAUAAACGAGCUUCAGAAUCAGAAGGCCGACGCACACCAGCUAAGAAAUCACAACAAAACGAUGCCAUAAUCUUAGAUACUGAAGCCGCGGUGAUGGCGAAUUUCGAGUUCUUGGGACCAUCCGAAAUGUCGGACGAUGAUGAAAUAUCAGAUGAUUUGGAAAUGGUUGCUGGAGAUAAUGAUGAUGCUGAUAUUAAAACAGCAAAACGUAACAAAAGUAGCAAAGAUCUCAUUACCGAAGAUCUCGAUGCCGAGGUUGGGGAGCAGCUUCUCAAUGAUAUAAAUCUAAUUACUGAAGGAUACUCAUCAUCAAAUACUGAACAAACCAACAAUAAUACAAAUACAGCUGCCUCAGCUGCUGCCCGUAGAAAUUUAAUUACUGCUGUUACAGCUGGAGGUGAUGAAGAAGUAGAUGCCUCGUUGGGUCUUGGCGAAUUAGCUCAGCUGACGGUUAAUAAUGAAGCCGAAAAUUCAUAUGAUGCCAAUACAAAAGAUGGGACAGGCAGUGGUACUGGCGGUGCUGGUUAUCGUAAGACUUGGAAUGCCAAGUACACAUUACGUUCACAUUUUGAUGGUGUUCGUGCAUUGAUUUUUCAUCCUGAAGAGCCAGUACUGAUCACUGCAUCCGAAGAUCAUACAUUAAAACUGUGGAAUCUGCAGAAAACGGUGCAAGCCAAAAAAUCAGCUAGUCUCGACGUUGAACCAUUAUAUACUUUCCGUGCGCAUACUGGUCCUGUUCUCUGUCUGGGUAUGUCAACUAACGGUGAUACCUGCUAUUCAGGCGGUUUGGACGGUAAUAUCGAAUGCUGGCAACUGCCAUCGCCUAACAUCGAUCCUUAUGACUGUUACGAUCCCAGCGUACAUUCAGGUACACUUGAAGGUCACACUGAUAGUGUCUGGGGCCUAGCGACUAGACACAGUAAUAUAGCAUCCUGUUCUGCCGAUGGUACUGUCAAACUUUGGUCACCCUAUGCCAAGGAGCAGCUAUUACGUACUUAUACAGCUGCAGAAACUGAAGGUAUACCUUCAUCAGUUGAUUUUGUGCGCAAUGAAGUCGAUCAUAUCGUUGUGGCAUAUAAUAGCGCCCAUUGUAUUAUUUACGAUACAGAAACAGGCAAGCAAAUUAUAAAACUUGAGGCAGCGCAAGAAAUGUCUGGUAAUACGGGGAAAUUCAUCAACAAAGUAGUUUCUCAUCCGACUCUACCAAUAACAAUAACAGCACACGAAGAUAGGCACAUACGAUUUUGGGAUAAUACCUCAGGGACAUUGGUGCAUUCAAUGGUGGCUCAUUUAGAGCCUGUAACGUCUUUGGCUGUUGAUGCGCAUGGAUUAUAUUUAUUGUCGGGCUCACAUGAUUGCUCGAUAAGACUAUGGAAUCUGGACAAUAAAACAUGUGUACAGGAGAUUACAGCGCAUCGUAAGAAGUUCGAUGAAAGUAUAUUCGAUGUGGCCUUCCAUGCCACAAAACCAUAUAUCGCCAGCGCUGGUGCGGAUGGCUUGGCAAAAGUAUUCGUUUAAAACUGAUAUUUUCUAUUCUUAAUAUUAUUAAUUAUAUUUCAAUAAUUUCAUUGCGAAAGCAACGAUAAUGGACGACGUAGUAGAUUGUUACAUAGGAUGAAGUAUAAAUACCGAAAUAUAGUAGUGUGAACAAAACAAAAUAAAACAAAAUAAAACAGCAUAGACAAGUGGUAGAAACAUAAUAA
Teleopsis dalmanni is the source of this 2861-nucleotide messenger RNA. It is a transcript of the gene Cka, whose product is annotated as striatin-3. NCBI's taxonomy places the organism in Eukaryota, Metazoa, Arthropoda, Insecta, Diptera, Diopsidae. Gene Ontology annotation, molecular function: protein binding. The coding region runs from base 391 to 2676 and encodes 761 amino acids. The record is from RefSeq and is a predicted model, not a curated record. The transcript has 7 exons.